Salvia splendens (bonfire salvia) is the source of this 513-nucleotide messenger RNA. RefSeq lists its product as uncharacterized. The coding region runs from base 1 to 513 and encodes 170 amino acids. The transcript is spliced from 3 exons. NCBI's taxonomy places the organism in Eukaryota, Viridiplantae, Streptophyta, Magnoliopsida, Lamiales, Lamiaceae. The record is from RefSeq and is a predicted model, not a curated record.
AUGGAUCAAGUUUUCAGCAAAGCUGGUUCGUUUUGGCUUAAACAAAAAGCCAGCAAUGAGUUUGGCUCUGUCGGAAAGGAUGCCAGUUCAUUGUCAUCGAGCAUUGAAGGAGGCACCAAGUGGUUGGUUAACACGAUCAAAGGAAAGGUCCAAAAACCAUUACCGGAGCUCUUAAAAGAGUAUGAUCUCGCAAUCGGAAUAUUACCCCGUGAUGCAACGAGCUACGAUUUUGACGAGGAGACAAAGAAGCUAAAGGUUUACAUUCCGAAAGUGUGUGAAGUUGGGUACAAGGAUCAAUCCGUGCUGCGUUUCGCAACGGAAGUGAGCGGUUGUAUGGAGAAAGGGAAGUUGUCCGAAAUAGUUGGGAUUAAGACAAAGGUGAUUGUUUGGAUGAAGGUGAGUUGUAUCACCUCCGACAAAACCAACCUCCAUUUCCAAGCCACUGUCAUAAGAUCUAGGAGUAGAGCUGUUUAUGAAGUUGAAAAAGAUGGCGUUGUUUGUGGAAAGUUCUAG